AUGGCAACUGGACAACGUCUCUUUACUGAUGCAUUCCGCGAUAUGCAGCGUGCUGUCGAAACCUUCCGUUCUGGCAGUUACCCUCCUUCAGAUGUUAUUGAUCAUGCUGAAUACUUUACGUUGGAAGCUGAAUUACCUGGUUAUACUAAGAAGAAUAUCAAGUUUGAGGUAGUUGAUACUCGUACUUUAAUCUUGAGUGGCUCUCUUAAUGAUGAUGAGUAUGAAGCACAUCAUCAAAGCGAUUCUUCUCGUACUCAAGAGGUCGAAAAGAGUCGCCAACGUAAGGCUCAAUAUUUGAUCAGAGAACGUAAUCCUGCUGAAUCUUUCUCAAGACAAUACAACUUCCAUACUCAUAUCAAGUCUGAAGGUAUUAAGGCUCGCUUCCAAGAUGGUAUUCUUAAGGCUAUUGUACCCAAGGUUAAUAUCGAAAAGCACCAACAAAUCAAUAUUGAUUAAGUGAAUAUUUUCCUUUUUUUCUCACACUAUGACUUGCACAUUAAUCAUUCUUUUAAAAAAAAUCUUAUGAAAAAUCAAUAAAAAAAAAAUCUUCUAUUUGCUCAUUU
Molecule: messenger RNA, 563 nt
Organism: Mucor mucedo
Lineage: Eukaryota; Fungi; Mucoromycota; Mucoromycetes; Mucorales; Mucoraceae
Product: HSP20-like chaperone
Exons: 2
Coding region: 1-456 (151 amino acids)
Biological process (GO): protein folding; response to hydrogen peroxide; response to salt stress
Source: RefSeq, a predicted model, not a curated record